UGAUAAUGAUAAUUGUUAUCUGGAGAGGAUUUGGGAUAAACAUAAAUUUCGUCUGUAACACAGGAAUCGGCAGUCUUCAAAAUCAAACUCCAUUAAAAUCAUGAAGAAGAAGAGGAAGAUACCAAAGAGAAGAGAAUAUCCCUUUCAAAAGUGAAAAAUAGAGAGAGACAGGCUAUGUGUCUGUGCGGUCAGUGGACUUGUCGUUGCGUAACGGAGCAGAGGCAGUCAAUUAUCAAUUAUUAGUUUAUUUUAUAAUUACUAUUUAAAAGAGAAAAGCUUAAUUACGUUAAUGGCAGAGGAGCGAGAGAAACAACAGCAACAGCCUGCUCCAAAAGAAUUCAUUUCGCAACCACCACCACCUCCACUUCCUCCUCCGCCAGCUGGUUCCCUGAUAGAGCGGAGUCCGAUGGCUAAUUCGGCGGCGUCAGGGCCUUCGUGGCUUACUCCUAAAGUGUUACUCGUCAUCUUUUGCGUGAUUAACAUGAUAAAUUAUGUGGAUCGAGGAGCCAUGGCAAGUAAUGGUGUGAACGGGCAUAGGAGGACUUGUGAUGAUAAGGGGAAAUGCACUCCGGGUACCGGAAUUCAGGGAGAUUUUAACUUGAACAACUUUGAAGAUGGUGUCUUGUCAUCUGCUUUUAUGGUUGGACUUCUUGUGGCUUCGCCAAUAUUUGCUUCAUUAGCAAAGAGCCACAAUCCUUUUAGGCUUAUUGGAGUUGGAUUAUCUGUUUGGACUUUAGCUGCAGCUGGAUGUGGUGCUUCAUUUGACUUCUGGUCUAUUGCUAUAUGCCGCAUGUUUGUUGGUGUUGAGGAUGGUAUUCCAGAAUUUCAUCAAGGCCACAUGGGAAAGGAAUGUGGAAAAGAAUUUGUAUUGGAAGAGAUAAUUCGUGGAUACAUCAAAUAG
This is a messenger RNA of Carica papaya (papaya), 901 nucleotides long. NCBI's taxonomy places the organism in Eukaryota, Viridiplantae, Streptophyta, Magnoliopsida, Brassicales, Caricaceae. The record is from RefSeq and is a predicted model, not a curated record.